Saccoglossus kowalevskii is the source of this 1474-nucleotide messenger RNA. RefSeq names its product ras association domain-containing protein 1-like. NCBI's taxonomy places the organism in Eukaryota, Metazoa, Hemichordata, Enteropneusta, Harrimaniidae. The record is from RefSeq and is a predicted model, not a curated record. Gene Ontology annotation, biological process: signal transduction.
CUUGUAUUGUGAGUUGCUGUUGUCAUUCAACUAAGAUAUAGUGGAGAUUUACAAACCACUAGGCUUAGAACCGACACCGGGGACUGACUGACCAAGUUAGUGAUCUGUCCUUCAGUCGGGCGCAUCGAGGCCGAAGUCUCACAGUACGAAGACGGAGGUUCGGCUCAUGUGUGCAAGUAACCAAAGUGCACACAACAGAGAAGUUGUAUAUUUUCUUUUGAUGGACACGGCUCUUCGAUGCAAUGUCGAGACGUGACAAUUAUUAAGAAACGGUGUCUUAAAACUAUGUGCAUGCAGCAGUUCUGUGACCCUGCUUGGAUUCGAAUCGAGUCAAAAUGGUGGACAAAGUAGACGAAAGGAAAAAGAAAAUUAUUUAUUCUGAUCGUGGGAGCACUACUCCAGAAAAACAAAGUAUAUUUGGGGGAUUAUUUGGACGUGGGAAGUCAAAAGGAAAAGCUCGGAGGCCAAGGUCUAGGUUUUAUGAAAUCAGCGGGCCCGUCGACGAUGGGGCAGUAUCGUCUCCUCCCACCGAGAACGAAGCCACGCUUGCAAGCAAAACGACGUCGUCUGCAGUACAAAUCGAAGAUGACGAAAACGUGCCGGGAGCCGGACACCUUUUUGAGCCUUGUUCGCUCAUAAAUGCUACUUGGUGUGACAAGUGUGGAGACUUUAUUUGGGGAGUUUAUAAAAGGAGCUUAAGAUGCAAACACUGUAAGUACACAUGUCAUCACAAGUGUGUGAAGUAUGUGACGUUGGAUUGUACAGAGUUAAAAGAGGAGAAACCAUCGCCAGAAAAUACUUUACUUACAAAGAUUCCUGAGGAUGUGAAGCCUGGAAACAUGACUGAGGAUGAGGUUAGACGACGAGUAGAAAGCUACAAUUCUAAGUCAAAUGGUUUGGUCAUUACAAUGGAUGAAAAUGGCGAUACAUUUCGUGGUUUUGUUCGUGUACACAUGAAUUUAUCUCGGCCUAUCAAUGUUAUGGCUGGAACAAGACCAGCUUCUGUAUUUGGUGUAAUAGACCAACAAGAUCUUAAAUCUAAAAAAACGUCUUUCUUUCUACCCAAAGGCACAGUAAAAUUAUUACAUAUUACAAGUGACACAACAUCACAGGAAGUUAUUGUAGCUUUACUCAAUAAAUUUAAAAUAUUGACUAUGAGAAGACUGUCUGAUUAUGAGCGACCACUACUUCUUCACUUAUUGUGGGGUCCCAACAAUACAAAUAGAAAGUUUGUACUUCAAGAAAACGAAACAGGUGACAUAAUGUGGGAAGCUUUCAGUAUUCCGGAAUUGCAGAAUUUCCUAAAGAUACUAGACAGAGAGGAGAAGGAACAUUUGAUACAAGUACGUAAGAAGUACAAGGUGUACCAAGAAAAGAUGAAAGAUGUAAUGAAACAAAAUGAGGCUUCUUUGAAAAUUUAAACAGCUCAACCACUAUCCAGAUGCAGAAAUCAUUUUGGAUAUGUGACUAAUCU